Messenger RNA from Cladophialophora yegresii CBS 114405, 1404 nucleotides. RefSeq names its product murein transglycosylase. Bases 1 to 1404 code for a protein of 467 amino acids. Gene Ontology annotation, biological process: glucan catabolic process. The transcript is spliced from 4 exons. Gene Ontology annotation, cellular component: extracellular region; cell surface. The record is from RefSeq and is a predicted model, not a curated record. NCBI's taxonomy places the organism in Eukaryota, Fungi, Ascomycota, Eurotiomycetes, Chaetothyriales, Herpotrichiellaceae. Gene Ontology annotation, molecular function: beta-glucosidase activity.
AUGGCGUCAGGCUACCUCAAGGUCGAUGGCGACAAGGUUGUGGACGGAAAAGGCCAGCAGGUGGUGCUUCGUGGUGCAGCAAUUGGAGGAUGGAUGAACAUGGAGAACUUCAUCACAGGGUAUCCCGGACACGAGUUUCAACACAGAGCCUCAAUGAGAAAGGUGCUUGGAGAGGAGAAGGCGGACUAUUUCUUCGACAAAUGGCUCGAAUACCACUUCACCGAGGCAGACGCCCGCUUUUUCGCAAGCCUGAAGCUGAACUGCAUUCGACUGCCCUUCAACUACCGACAUCUUGAAGACGACAUGAACCCACGAGUGUUGAAGGAGUCGGGCUUUAAACAUCUCGACAGAGUCAUCGAUAUCUGUGCGAAGCACCAGAUCUAUACGAUUCUUGACAUGCAUACGGUGCCGGGAGGUCAAAAUCCAGACUGGCACUCCGACAAUCCGACCAACUAUUCCGCGUUCUGGGAUUACAAGGACCACCAAGACAGAACCAUUUGGUUGUGGCAAGAGAUUGCAAAGAGAUACAAGGACAACAAAUGGGUGGCGGGCUACAAUCCCAUCAACGAACCCUGCGACCCUGAGCACAUCCGCCUUCCAGCUUUCUAUAAACGGUUGGAACCGGCUAUUCGUGCCGUUGACCCUCACCACAUCCUGUGGUUAGACGGCAACACCUUCUCGAUGGAGUGGAUCGGCUUCGACGACGUGUUACCUAAUUGCGUGUACGCCUUACACGACUACUCCAUGAUGGGCUUCCCUACUGGUGACCGCUACAAGGGCACAGAAGACCAGAACAGCAAGCUGGAAAGACAGUUCCUACGAAAGGCCGAGUUCAUGCUCAAGCACAAAUGCCCCAUCUGGAAUGGUGAAUUCGGUCCAGUGUACGCCGACCCAGCGGAGGACGAGGACGCAGAAGGCAUCAACCAUGACCGAUAUAACAUGCUCGGCCAGCAAUUGGACGUCUACGACAAGUAUAAGAUCAGUUGGAGUAUCUGGCUGUACAAGGACAUCGGCGUGCAAGGAAUGAUGCAUACGAACAGAAACUCGAAGUGGAAUCGCACUAUACAGCCCUUCCUGGACAAGAAAAAGCAACAUCGAUUGGAUGCUUGGGGAGUACACCACUCGGCUGAAGCUGAGGCUGCACUCAAUCCUCUGGUCGAGUGGAUCGAUAAGAUUUGCCCAACCGCGAAAGACGCUUACCCAGGCCCGUGGCAGACUGAAAGGCACGUCAUGCGCGCCGUGAUCCAGACGUGGUUGAGCGCGCAAUUUUCCGACGAGUUCGCGAAACAAUUCGAGGGAAUGGAUUUCAAAGAGUUGAAUGAACUGGCACACAGUUUUCAUUUUGAAGAAUGCGUGCAACGAGAAGGGCUGAACAAGAUUUUGAGCCAGCAUGCUCCUCGAUGA